AUGCCGACAUUAAUUGAAGAAGUACAGCUAUGGGUAUAUGAAUUAAUUGUUAUUAAUGAUCCAAAUCAAUAUAUAACAAGGGCUGCAACACAUUCUUCAAAUAAAAAGAGUAUCAGGAGAAAGGCCUUUGCUAUUCGUCCAUCCAAAAGCUUUACUUUGCCUCGAGACCGACAGCUUCAGAGAGAAUAUGGUAAGGGUAUAGUUGGUAAGGCAUUAAAUCGAACUCUGCGACGGGAAAGAUUGAGCUCUUCUUUAUACAAGAAAUUCGACAAGCUUGAUAAUCACAGGCCAUACUUUACAUAUUGGGUAUCAACCGUUCAAGUAAUUGUAUUGAUCGUUUCACUUGCGUUGCAUGGAUUUGCUCCGGUGGGUUUUAACAGGACUAAAUUUACUGCAUUUAUUCAGAGAGCUGAUGGUACGAAAGAGGAAGUUUCCUUUUAUGAAAAUGAUAAUUUUUGGAUUGGCCCUAGACAAAAUGAUUUAAUCCAUCUUGGAGCAAUGUUUUCACCUUGUAUGAGAUCGGAUGUUAAGAUUACGCAGACAAUCUCUUUGGAUAGACAGGAAGAAAAUCGUACUGGUUGUUGCAUAUCUUUGGAUAAAUCUGGCUGUGUUCAAAGAUCUAGAUUGCAGUGCUCGGAAACAUUCUCAUUAUUUCACAAGUGGUCAGCGACUAAACCCAGUUCUACAAGUAGAACAUCCGGACCAGUUUGUGGAGAAGAUCCUAGAACCUGUAAGGUUCCAGCAUCAGUAAAACCUUUCCAAUGGCCAGACGAUAUCACAAAAUGGCCAUCGUGUAGUAGAAUGCUAUCAGUAAACUAUUCUCGAGAGCGUAUGCCACAUAUGACUUGUCGUGUAUUAGGCCGGCCAUGUUGUAUUGGGAGAUUUGGCAAAUGUGAAAUUGUAUCCGCGGAGUACUGCAAUUACAGAAGAGGAACAUAUCAUAGGAAUGCCUUUCUCUGCUCUCAGGUUAAUUGUUUAGAAAGUUCUUGCGGUUUGGUUAAAUUUCUAAAUCCUACCGUACCAGAUCAGUUUUACAGAUUUUGGAUAUCUUUAUUUCUUCAUGCUGGAUUACUUCAUCUAGGCGUGACUUUGUUGUUUAAUCUAAUAAUACUCAAAGACUUUGAAAAGAUGGCUGGAUGGCUGAGGAUAAGCAUAAUUUAUGUUCUGAGCGGAAUUGGCGGUAACAUAAUUAGUGGGAUUUUAUUGCCAUAUCAUCCUGAGAUUGGUCCGUCUGGAUCAAAUUUUGGAAUAGUCGCUUGUUUAUUCGUGGAGGUAUUCCAAAGCUGGCAGAUUCUUAAACGGCCUGUUAGAGCUAUUGGUAAACUGGCAGUAAUCGUCCUCGUUCUAUUUAUUUUCGGAUUAUUACCAUACGUUGAUAAUUUUUCACAUUUUGGAGGUUUUAUUUUCGGCUUGUUUCUAGCUUUUGCAAUUUUACCCUAUGUGAGUUUUGGUAAAUGGGAUCGCAGAAGGAAACGGCUGCAAAUUAUAAUCUCAAUUUUUAUAGUGGGUGGAUUGUUUUGCGCGAUAUUGUUUAUAUUUUAUCGUGGACGACCUUUUGAAUGCAAAGUUUGCAGAUAUUUAAAUUGUAUCCCUUUUACGGAUCAUUUUUGUAAGAACCUGGGUCAAAAACUAGAGCUAUUUUGA
Messenger RNA from Trichoplax adhaerens, 1644 nucleotides. RefSeq lists its product as uncharacterized. The coding region runs from base 1 to 1644 and encodes 547 amino acids. Gene Ontology annotation, cellular component: endoplasmic reticulum membrane. The record is from RefSeq and is a predicted model, not a curated record. NCBI's taxonomy places the organism in Eukaryota, Metazoa, Placozoa, Uniplacotomia, Trichoplacea, Trichoplacidae. The transcript has 9 exons. Gene Ontology annotation, biological process: regulation of protein secretion; regulation of epidermal growth factor receptor signaling pathway. Gene Ontology annotation, molecular function: serine-type endopeptidase activity.